Lactuca virosa is the source of this 1168-nucleotide messenger RNA. The record is from the annotation of a GenBank genome assembly. Lineage: Eukaryota; Viridiplantae; Streptophyta; Magnoliopsida; Asterales; Asteraceae.
CCAUUUUUGGAUCUAAAUUCAAACCCCAAUCCCCUUCUUGCCUCACAACUUAGAUUUUUUGGGAAAAUGUUUACAAAAAUAUUUAUUUUUGUUUUAAUUUUUAUUUUAUCUCAAGAACAAUCCCGUGGUGCAUUACAUGGAAGUACAAAAAAGAUGGUUGAAACAGCCAACAAAAAUGGCCCUUAUUUAGGCUUGCUGAUUCCUAACAUGUUUGAAAUGAAUCCUCUACUCAAUAAUCCCCAUUACAAAUCCUCCAAGCUUGUUAUAGAUUAUGCAGGAAGGAGAUUCCGGUUUGGAAAGAUUUACAAGAAACCAGUGAUUCUGGUCAUGAAUGGGAUGGGACUGGUGAAUGCUGCAGUUGCGACACAACUUAUGUUGACCUUGUUUGAAAUAGAAGGUGUGAUACAUUAUGGAAUAGCAGGAAAUGCAAACCCGAAUUUGCAUAUCGGAGAUGUGACAAUUGCUGAGAAUUGGUCACAUUCUGCUCUUUGGAAUUGGCAGAGAUAUGGAGAUGGGCCUGAAAAUGCAUUGCCAUUUGAAGGGGAAGAUGGGUUUACAAGGGAAAUUGGGUACUUAAAGUUUGGAAGUUAUUCAGCAAAUGGUGAAGAUAACUUGUUAAACAAUGUGUGGUAUCAAGCAGAAGAAGUUUAUCCGGUUGAUGGUACUCCUGAGAAAACUCAACAAGCAUUUUGGAUCCCAGUUGACUCCGAUUACCUUUCUCUAUCCAAAACCCUUGAGAAAUUGAAGUUGGAGGAUUGCAUCAACACCACGACAUGUUUGUCCACGCCACCCAAGGUCACCACCGUUCAAAGGGGAACAAGUGCUAACAUUUAUCUGGACAACGCCGCCUACCGGAACUUUUUAUACACCAAAUUCAACAUUAGUCCGGUGGAAAUGGAAAGUGCUGGGGUGGCGCUCAUUUGCUAUCAACAAAGGGUGCCUUUUAUAACUUUCCGAGCUCUUUCUGACCUUGCCGGUGGUGGCUCAGCCACUUCAAACGAGGCUGACACUUUUUCAGUGCUCAGUGCCAAUAAUUCUGUCAUAGUCACGGUGGAAUUUAUAAAAUUAUUGACAGGCCGUUACAAUAGAAAAUUGUUGAAGACUUUUUGAUAAAAAAGAAAUCAUUGAUGACUUUGUGUUUUAAUUUUUUUCAAAAGAAUAAUAACGG